This is a messenger RNA of Seriola dumerili (greater amberjack), 492 nucleotides long. Its product is annotated as transmembrane protein 263-like. The record is from RefSeq and is a predicted model, not a curated record. The coding region runs from base 67 to 483 and encodes 138 amino acids. NCBI's taxonomy places the organism in Eukaryota, Metazoa, Chordata, Actinopteri, Carangiformes, Carangidae. The transcript has 3 exons.
AAGAGAAGAAAGAACUGUAAAACACACAGCGGAGGAACAUUAGUGAAGCACAGCUGCUGUAACGGAAUGAAGGUGCUGACUUCACAGCAAGAGGUGGAGGAGGAGAGCCCCUCAUCUCCUGUGGACUCCAACAACCAUCACAGCUGUGAGGACAGAGAACAGGAGGAAGUCCCCCUUUACCUCCCAGAGGAACACAGACAUGACACAGAUAAGGACCACCCCAAACCAGAAAGCGGAGUCAUGUGGAGAGUGGGAGGUGGCCUGUUCAGCAUGACACGAAACGUUGUUGGUGCAACAUUUGGGAGUGUUGCAUGGGUAGGAACUAAAAGUUUUGAGCUCACCAAAACAGCUGUGACCAGUGUGCCGGCAGCCAGUGUAGGACUGGUCAAAGGGAGUGUCUCCAUGGUUACAGGAGGUGUCGGAGCAGUGGGAUCUGUAGUGGCUAGUAAAGUCACACCAAGGAAGAAGGAUAAAGCUGACUGAUGGCCUGUG